Messenger RNA from Aspergillus niger, 486 nucleotides. RefSeq lists its product as uncharacterized. The transcript is spliced from 3 exons. Lineage: Eukaryota; Fungi; Ascomycota; Eurotiomycetes; Eurotiales; Aspergillaceae. The record is from RefSeq and is a predicted model, not a curated record. The coding region runs from base 1 to 486 and encodes 161 amino acids.
AUGAUGAGGGAGGUCUGCGGACCGGAAGAUACACAUAUUCUUUCUAUCCGAGCAUGUCGUUUUGAAGGGAGAAGGGCAAGAACGAGCGAUGUAUUAACUCUAACAAGCCUUACUACUCCGUACUCCGUCCGACUAAGAAGUGCUGGUCCACCUGACGGGUAUUUCCCCCCACCCACCCGCCUAUCAGCACUCGCUAUCUCGCCCGCAUCGGCGUCAUCCAUCUUGUCCGAACAUGUUAUCGUUCGACUCAUCUACUCCCUAUCGGACACUCACUCUCCAACUUCUCUGUUGAGUGACACCCUUCCUACUUCUUUCUCCGUAUUCCUUGUACUGCCCCUUCAUAUCCCUUAUCAAAUACACUAUGAUUUACACCCUCGGCCUGAUCGCCGUCAAGUCUUCCUGCAGGCAACUAUUUGGGAACCGUCUAGGCUGCCUCUGACAUUUACUGCUGGAACUAACACUUUGGUACCGUCUAAAAGCCAGUGA